This is a messenger RNA of Brassica napus (rape), 4310 nucleotides long. RefSeq lists its product as uncharacterized. The coding region runs from base 3061 to 4272 and encodes 403 amino acids. NCBI's taxonomy places the organism in Eukaryota, Viridiplantae, Streptophyta, Magnoliopsida, Brassicales, Brassicaceae. The record is from RefSeq and is a predicted model, not a curated record. The transcript is spliced from 7 exons.
GAGAGUUACCCCAAAAAUGGAGGAUCAUCAGUUUGCAUGGAUAUUAUUGUACAUUUGGAAGGCCCGUAAUAAUAAAGUUUUCAGUAACCUUGAUGAUGAUCCGAGAGAAACACUUAACUUAGCAGAAUUGGAAUCAACACUUUGGACUGAGGCACAUGUAAUAAAUUCUCCCAGGUUGGUACAUGAGGCACGGAACAUACCAAAUUCAAGGACUACAUGAAGAUGGUGUUACACAGACGGUUCUUGGAAGGAUAAAGAUUUAUUUUCAGGGCAAGGCUGGUUCAGCACGCUACCGAGGUUUGAGGGUUUGUUAAGGACCAGGAAUGUAAGGGCAUGUCUCUCACCUCUUCAUGCGGAGAUGGAGACACUCAUUAGGGCGAUGGAAAGCAUGAAAAAUCUAAGACAGUUUAGGGUUACGUUUGCUAUGGAUUGUUCUCAAUUGGUGAAGAUGGUUUCAGAACCAGAAGAAUGGCCCGCCUUUGAAAGUUACCUGGAAGAUAUUAAGCUCUUGAGAAGAAGUUUCAUCAACUCAUAUAUUGUUCAUGUUUCCCGGACGGAAAAAAAGGCGGAUCGCUUGGCACGCAGUGCUCGGACACAACCGUCUUUCGUCGUACACAUGGAUGCAGAGUUGCCACCUUGGUUAACAGAGUCUACAUCAGUCUGUAAAUGUUUGCUGUAAAAAAAACAUAUUAGAUAUAAAUAAUGCACAAUAGAUAUUUCAACCAAUAAUCUGGUUUGGCACACUGGUUGAGCAUAUGGUGAGAUAUGAGCUGGACCCAGGUUUGACACCUUCCAUCUAUGGAUUUUAAUGAUAUUUUUUAUUAAUUAAUUAAAAUAUAAAAGCCACGUAAUCAUCCGUUAAAUCCACAUAAGCAUUCGUUACCAUUUGACUAACAGAGACACGAUCAAUGUAUGGAUAAACCUAAAUAUUUUUGUUUUGAAAUUUAAAUAUAUUGUAUGUUUUAGCACAUGAUCUGUGUGUAUGUACUGAUCGGGACCACAGUCCUCUGUUGAUGAAUGAAUUGGCCGAUUUCUCGUGUACCAGUUAAACUUGUUGUUUACAUGAUUUCUGCUACAAGUUGUACCAGUUAUACCAUCUCUUAUAAACAACUUUCUUUCCACAAUUUCAUGACUCAAAAUAUAUUUACAUUCUAUUUAACUUCAAAUCACUCUUAUUACCUUCAUGUCUCUGGUUCAAACAUGAUUCAACCGAAUCUAAUUUGUGAGAUUGCUAGAAAAGUGUGAUAAAUAAAUAAAUAUUUAUUUAAUUCUGUCAAGAAUCUGUAGAAAUUUUUGACAAAUUUAAGCAUAAAUUUUUAUUUAAUGCAGACAAGAGAAACGGUCGGCUGAGAUUGGUAGACAUGCCUUUCUAAGGGUCUUCAAGGGGUCUUGUAAUGUCCUUACAAUGGUCUUCCAAGGGUUGAAAAUAUUUAUUUAUUUAUUUAUUUAUUUUGUUAAAAAUCCAUUGAAAAUUUUGGAUAGUUCUCGAUAUAUUUAAUAAAAAUAAUUAUUUAUUUAAUUCUAUGAUAAAUCUGUAAUGAAUUUCUAAAAGAUUAUUCAUUAAAUUAUUUAAAGGACAUAUUUAUUUAUUUAUUUCUGAAAUCUGUCGAGAUUUUUUUACAGAUUCCAGACAAAUAUAUUAGAAAUAUAUAUUUAUUUGGUUUUGACGGAAAUAUUUAAGAAAUUUCUGAUAGAUUCCAAUGGAUUUAUUAAAAAUGGUAAUCUAUUUACUGAUGUUAUUAAAUCUGUUUGGAACUUUAGAUGGAACUAAAUCUAUUGGUAACUUUCAAUAAAAGUGAGAAUUCUUAGGUCCUUUUCAGUAUACAUUUUUUAUAGCUUUUUAAUUUUUAUUUUAGGAGUGUUAAUUUUGGGUUAGAGUUUAUAAAUCAUAGUCUUUUUUUGUAACAGAAUAAUUCAUAGUCUUGAUCUAUAUAUAUUAUUUCUUGUGUUGUAGUUAAUUGUGAUUGAAUGUUUGGUUAUUGAUCCAAGUUUGCCUACACUUUUACAAAACUGAAUAAAGAAUAAUAUAUUAAAUCCUAUUGGAUACUAUAGCUGAUUCGGUCAAUUACUGGUUUCCACGCUACCACCCACAAACGAAGCUUUUGUGACUGGUAGUUGUUGUUGGCAAUUUACAAUAAUCACACAAAACUCUAUAAAUCGCUUCAAACAACUCUAAACCUCUAAAUUUCAAAAGCUGUUCAAGCUAACAUUUAUGGUUGCGGGAGGACAAUUUUUUUAAAAAAACUAUAUAAAAAUAAAAAUAUUCCAUUAUAAUUUUAAAUUGAAAAAAAUAGAAGUAUAUAUUUGAUUUAUAUUAUAAAAGUUUAAAACAAAAAUAUUUAUAUAAUUUUUUAAAAUUUAAAAAUAUAAUUUAAAAAUAGAAAUUUUAUAUUUGUUAUAAUAAUAUGAUUUUUAACAUUUUUAUAAUUAUAUUAAAAUAUGAAUAUUGUUAAUUUAUUAUUUAACCAUUGCUGCAUUUGAUAGUUAACAAGUCAUAAUUAUUUUGCAAACGCAACAAUUUUUAACCAUUGUACCAGUCGAACAGAUCGUUUAAUAACGUUUAAAACUGCAACCAUCCACAUUCACAAACGCCCGUAACUACGUCUGCAACCGCUAGGGUUACACCAGUUAGGCCCCAGUAAAAUCCACACUAGCAAGGAAUCGGAGAAAGUAUACAGAAAAUAAAUUAAUUUAACAUAUUUUUAUUUUCCCACUUCUGUAGUAAACCAUAUGAGUACAUUAAUAGCAUGUGUAUAUGCCCGAAAUGAAGUAACAUAUUUCAAGGAAUUAUCUAUAUGAUCAAUUGGAUCUUGUCUACUUUUAAUUAAAAGAUGGGAGAGAAACUAGGUAAAAGACAAUCCUGGAAAAGUGAAUUAAGCUAAGGACAAUAAGACACAAUUAAAUUAUAAGAGAUAUUGAGUUGUCACUUUCUUCUUUUUUUAUGUUAUAUGUGGAUUGAUAUUAAACACCAAAAGUAUAAAGAUGUUCUAUACACAAUCAUCUCAUCUAAGUUAAGUAUAUAAACCUGAAGACCUAGUAGCAGUCCAAAAUAGAAUUGUCAUGAUCAAUCAAAUGGUAGUGACUUUUGUGCUCGGCAUUCUAAUCAUACCAGCAAUUGUCAUCAAUGGAGAGUUUUCAGAUACUCAUGAUGCUAAAAUAGAUCUAAUUUUAAAGAAACUCAACAAACCUGCUGUUAAAUCCAUCAAGAGUCCAUACGGAGGUAUAAUAGAUUGUGUCCAUAUGAAGAAUCAUCCUAUUUAUGAUCAUCCUUUAUUUAAAAACCACACUAUUCAGAUGAAACCAAGUGGUGACCACGAUAAAUGGAACAAUGAUACUUUAAAUAUAGACGACGAGAGUAUAGUUACUCAACUCUGGACAAUCAAUGGAAAAUGUCCCCAAAAUACUAUUCCAAUCAGAAGAACGACAAGAGAAGAUAUUUUACGAGCGGAAUCAAUAGAAAGCUACGGCAAAAAAUAUCCCAACAACAUUCCUCGAAGAAAACCAGCCAAUUCGACUAAUGAAAUCCAUGAGUAUGCCACCCUCCGCGUAAAUGGAAUUUUUCGUGGAGCUGAAGCAGUUAUAAAUGUGUGGAAGCCUUAUGUGCAAAUGCCAAGAGAAUUUAGCCUAGCACAAAUGUGGCUUGUGGCGGGUCCUCCUUCUAACCUUAACACCAUUGAAUUUGGUUGGCAGGUCUAUCCAGGACGUUAUGGUGAUGACAAUGCUAGAUUCUUUGUUUACUGGACUGCAGAUGGGUACCGUUCAGGCUGCUACAAUCUUGAUUGUCCAGGCUUUGUUCCUGUCAAUCAAGCAUAUGUCUUAGGAGAACCUAUUGGUCAUGUUUCUACCUUAGGUGGUCAGCAAUAUGAGAUUCCGACAACUAUAUGGAAGGAUCCCCGGACAGGGAACUGGUGGUUGAAACUUAAUCACCAUGUAUUUAUCGGAUAUUGGCCUUCCAUAUUGUUCAAUCAUCUACGAAAUGGGGCAACCGAAAUUACAUGGGGAGGCGAAAUAACAAAUUAUAGAGUUAAUUUACAACAUACAAUGACAAACAUGGGAAGUGGGGGUUUCGCAUCGGAAGGAUAUGAAAGAGCUAGUUAUUUUAGAAAACUUAAGAUAUAUGAUGAAUGUAAUACAUGGAAACCAAUUCAUGAUCAUGUUCCUGAAUAUUUCAUUACCCAAGAGAGUUGUUACAAUAUAAGAUAUGCCUAUGAAACUGACUGGGGGGAUUAUUUCUUUUAUGGUGGUCCUGGUCGAAAUCUGUAUUGUACAUGAUUACAUAUUAACAUGUUGUAGAUGCAACUAUGCCAUUA